AUCACGAUGUUGUUUAUUCUGGUUAUAAAAAACGCUGGGUCUAUGCUGCGUUUAAAAAAAUCAGCUCCACAUACUAUGUGGACUAUUUUGAUCCUAGUAAAGUAACAGCUGGCCUUUUUAAUCUGGUAAAUGUUUUGUGUUGAAGUUUCAGUGAUAUGAUAAGGCUUGUUUAUUGCAUGAUUGCUUCUUAUCUAUGUGCACUCUCGGCCUCUGUAGCAAAUCUUCUGACUUUUAAGAUUAUACAAGACUGAUAUUCUGCCAUUCUACAUGUACAAUUUUAUGUAAUUAAAUAUUCUAGCACCAGAUAUUCCAACAUGUCCAUCUGAUCAUGUAUUUAAUAGCAGUAUUUCCUUUUAGUUUUCUUUAUUGAUGCUUCCUAUUUCAUAGCUUCAUGCCGUGUGCUUUACUCUCAAUGAGUUGAAACUUGAGCCAUCAAAAUAUUUCAUAGAUGACUGGAUGAGUCAGUCAACUGAACAGGGCAUUAUGAAACGAGAAUUUUUUGGUCUGAUGUGACAAGUGAUCACACUGAGUUCAGAACUGCAGGUAGCUUGGGAACUUCCUCCUUGCCACCUCUGUAUGUCACUGUCGCUUGCUGUUGGCUUCCUCCUCACAUGGUGUCACUGUCCCGCGUCCAUAGUCUCUUGUAUCGUAAGUCCAACGUCUGCGUGUUUCUUAUGCCACCAUACAAGGGGAUCUUUUAAACCAAGGCUUCACGGCAAACUCUGCGAAGAGGAUGGCGGCAGCGACGGAGAAGGUGUUCGUUGCGCUGCCGGCUGAGUUCAAGGCGGGGCAGUCCACGCUGUCGUGGGUUCUCAGCCAUUUCGGUAGCAGCGGAGCCACCGUUGUGAUUACACAUGUGCAUGUUCCGCCGCAGAUGAUUCCAGUGAUGGGAGUCAAAUUUCAUUCUAGUAAACUGAGCCCGGAGCAAGUGAAACUGUUCAGAAGGAUGGAACGUGAAAAGGCGAACAAACAGCUAGACGGCUAUGUUCAUCAGUGCUCGAAAAUGAAGGUAAGAUGUGAGAAACUAGUUUUUGAGAAGGAAGAUGUGGUAGCUGGUCUGGUUGAACUUAUUGGCCUGCAUAGAGUCACUAGGCUAGUUAUUUCAGCUGCUGCAGACAGGCAAUACUCAAGAAAAAUGGACAAACCUAAGUCUAGGACAGCAACAGAAAUUAUGCAGAGAGCUGAUCCGUCAUGCAAGAUUUGGUUUACUUGUAAGGGACAUCUAAUAUGUACCAGGGGCAAGGAAGUGGAGCCUGCACCAUCAGCUACACCUUUGCUUCCUGAUUUUGAUCACCAAGCUCUGCAGUUAAUACCUUACCAGAAAGAGGAUGACAUUCAGUCGGAAUUGGGGUUAUAUGAUGAGCUCAAAGAGGCAUGCAUAGCAGCUGAGAACUUGAUGAAGAGAGCUCUAAACGAAUCUUCUAGGCGCCUAAAGGCAGACGACGAAGUGGUUUCAGCUCUUCAGAAAGCAAAUGAAUACCAGGAGUUGUACUUGGAGGAGGUGAGGAAGCGCGAAGAGCUUGAAGAGGCUCUUGCAAGAGCAAACUGGGAAAUCGCUCAGUUAAAACAAGCAAACCACCUGCCCAUGGAUGAGCAGAACACAUUCCCUGACGAACUCCAAGAGGCAAUGUCAGAGGAAUUGACCUUCGAAUGGCGCAUCCUCGGCAUGGAUGACGUCCUCGGAACAGCUGGUCAAGACACUGAACCACAAAAGGAGCAUGUCCGCAUACAGACUGAUCUUGACGCUGGUGGCAGAGAACUGCAGGCCCUGCUCAGCCAAAGCAAGCUGACCGCAUUCUCGCCGUCGUCGGUCAUACAGUCACCGUACGACGAAGAGUGCGUCCCUUCCUACUUCCUCUGCCCCAUCCUUCAGGAGCCCAUGAGGGACCCUCACGUUGCAGCGGACGGGUUCACGUACGAGGCCGGCGCCAUCAGAGGCUGGCUCGACGGAAGGAACGACGCGUCCCCCGUGACCGCGCACCGUGAGCUCGCGCCGAAUUUCGCGCUUGGCGCCGUGAUCCAAGACUACACGAUGAGGCGGCGGCGGCAGCACGGAUUCUCGUGACGCUGUUGCACUUCGAUUUUUGUUUCCCCACCGGUGAACUGCACUUGCUAGUGCCAGCUUCAGAUUUCGUGGCCAUAUAUACCCUUUUGCAGGCUUGUAUACAGUGUGUUAGGUGGGGGUAACCGAAUAAGACGAACAACAUAUGUGACGCUAAAAUAGCUCUGGCUUCGGUUAGGAAACCCUUAUAUUCUGUGUGUUCA
This is a messenger RNA of Setaria italica (foxtail millet), 2265 nucleotides long. RefSeq names its product U-box domain-containing protein 33. The coding region runs from base 734 to 2065 and encodes 443 amino acids. The record is from RefSeq and is a predicted model, not a curated record. Gene Ontology annotation, biological process: protein ubiquitination. Lineage: Eukaryota; Viridiplantae; Streptophyta; Magnoliopsida; Poales; Poaceae. Gene Ontology annotation, molecular function: ubiquitin-protein transferase activity. The transcript has 8 exons.